This is a messenger RNA of Carcharodon carcharias (great white shark), 2792 nucleotides long. RefSeq names its product calponin 1, basic, smooth muscle, b (gene cnn1b). Bases 72 to 1037 code for a protein of 321 amino acids. The transcript has 7 exons. Gene Ontology annotation, molecular function: actin binding. Gene Ontology annotation, biological process: actomyosin structure organization. Lineage: Eukaryota; Metazoa; Chordata; Chondrichthyes; Lamniformes; Lamnidae. The record is from RefSeq and is a predicted model, not a curated record.
CCCAGAACUAACAAGAGUGACAGCAGGUGCUGGUGUGUGGGGAUUGUAAGCUUGCAACCAACAGCUCAGAGAUGUCAGUGCAUUUCAACAAGGGACCUGCAUAUGGCCUCUCGGCAGAGGUGAACCGCAAGAUUGCCCAGAAAUAUGACCCACAGAAAGAUGAGGCUAUUCGGAGGUGGAUUGAAGAUGUUACUGGAGCAACUCUUACAGAAAACCUAAUGGAGGAGCUGAAAAAUGGAGUCAUAUUGUGCCAGCUCAUUAAUAAACUGCAACCUGGCUCAGUGAAGAAGAUUAGUGACUCCCCACAGAACUGGCAUCAGCUGGAGAACAUUGGGAACUUUAUCAAAGCAAUCACAAAAUAUGGGGUGAAACUUCAUGACAGCUUUGAAGCCAAUGAUUUAUAUGAAAAUUGUAAUUUGACCCAAGUUCAGACAACACUCAUGGCCCUGGCUAGCAUGGCAAAAACAAAAGGCUACCAAACAAGAUCAGACAUUGGUGUGAGAUACGCAGAAAAACAGCAACGAGCUUUCAAUAGCGAGACGCUGAAGGCAGGACAGAAUAUCAUUGGACUCCAGAUGGGGACGAAUAAGUUUGCCAGCCAGCAGGGGAUGACAGCCUAUGGUACCAGAAGGCAUUUAUACGACCCAAAAACUGGAGUGGAGAAGCCUCUUGACCAGACUACCAUUAGCCUCCAAAUGGGAACCAACAAGGGGGCAACACAGGCUGGAAUGACUGCUCCAGGGACUCGGAGACACAUCUUCGAUAACAAAAUUGGAACUGAAAAAUGUGACUCCACCAUUGUGUCACUCCAGAUGGGAACAAACCAAGGGGCUUCACAGAAAGGAAUGACUGUGUAUGGGUUGAGCCGGCAGGUAUAUGACCCAAAGUAUUGCUCCACUUCCAACUUUCCUAUCAACAACGGGAACCAGCUAGCCAGCAGCUCUGAAUGUAGUGAGAGUGACUACCCAGCAGAGUACAAGUACAAUCAGCAAACAGAUCCUUAUCGCAACAAGCAAAUGUUUCAGGACUUUGAGUGAGGACAACACAGUGGCACUGCCUAACAAACUGGCUUGUACAAGUGUGCAUCGCAGCCUUACACAUCUCUAGACUACAAACCCUAUGCUGAAUACACAGGCUUAUCCCAGUAGGUGUUACAGCCAGAAAUCCUCCACACCGCUACAAAGAAUGCUUCACUGCCAGUGCACACUGUGGCUGAAACCCCUGUUUGGCUCUGUGGGUUGAAUGAAGUGUGGACACUUGAAUUAUUUCUUCAAACCAGCUCUGAUGUAGUCAAUCAACUCCAAAGCAGUCAAAUAAACCAGGAAAACACAAUAAUUGGCAAAGGCCCCUGAAUAUAUCCCUCCAGAUCUAGUUUAAAAUAACCAACCUCCCCGGCACACUCCCCAUCUCCCUGUCCAGGAGAACUAAGAACAAUGACAUUAAAAUACAAAUUACAAAAAAUGUAAUUUUAAAUUAUUAUUUUUCUACUCACCAACGUGUCAGCACCAGCUCAUAGUUUACAAAUCUUACAAUAAAUUAACACGUGGCAGUAAAUCUUUAUAAAAUGCAUGGAUUGUCUGCCAUUGGAAACCACCCUCUCUACCAGAACACAACCAGGAACACACUGCACUGAUCCAAUCAUUCCUAGUUGCUUUGUUGCGGGGUUAUCAAUGACGUGCACUAGUGAAUUUAAAGAUACAGGUACUGAACAAGAUGGAUCUAUGUAACCUGCAAUGUCACUGGGACAGGGCUAUUUCUGCAAUACUAGCUUUGAAAACCAAUCCCAUCAAUUUCCAAGACUGUGAUGUCUAUGCGAUAAAAUAUAGAAACAGAAGCAUCAGAAAGUGUGAAAGCAGCUUAACCUACAACUCAGCAUUGGUACAGAAACAGCAGCAGAGGAAAGCCUGGCAUGGUGGGCAUGCUUUAAAAGCAACUAGUUAGGUUAAUUUUUAGAUUUAGAAGUGUUUCUCUCGCAGUACUGACAAUGUGUAAACUCAAUAACCGGCAGUUGUGUAGUGACCAAGAAUCCCCUGCUCACAGCAACACUUUUCAAACUCAACAACCCUGGAGUUGCAGGCACACAAUUAGACUCAAAUUAUAUAAGAAUAUAGCAGGGUCACACCAGACCUUGGUGCUUCCUUUCAUUUGGUUCACUGUUGUUUAUUCAGAAACAUCACUUCCAAAAAACCUGGUGUUUUAAAAGUCAAAUAGACAAGACUGUGAUAUUUCAUUAACAAGAGAACAACAAACCUCAAAGGAAACUCACCCAACAGGCAAGCCUCACAGAACAGAGCUCAAUCAGCUAGGCACUGACCACAUCAAGUUCCCCCUGACUGAGCUUCAGCUGUGCCAGCAUCCCUGCACAGGCCCAGCAGCUAAUGGACCCAGUGUCCUUGCGUAGGCCCAACAUAUUUGCAUCAAUUCUCCACUUUAACACCCAACUAUCUGCAGUAAGUAAUGCUGCUGCAAAAACAGGUCAAUGAGGAGUACAAAGAUGCUGGGAGGCAGAAUGGGUUCAAAAAUGCUCAAUGUAGCGACUAAAUUCUGCAAAUCAUACUGACAUUUUAGUUAAUCUUAUAUAGCAUCUGGAAAUCUCCAGACAGUAUUAAUUCUUUGCCUGGUGAGCUGUGUUCUGGGAAUGUGAUUAUUAACUGUUCAGUAAGUGGUGUUAAACUACCCACUGUGGCUAAUGUAAAGGCCUCUUACUGCAAUGAGUUCAGUUUAAUGUGAAUUGUGUACUGCUGUCCAUGUGAUGUCGCUAACUGUUAAUUAAUAAAACCAGACCAAACCAA